Messenger RNA from Bombina bombina (fire-bellied toad), 762 nucleotides. It is a transcript of the gene EMC6, whose product is annotated as ER membrane protein complex subunit 6. NCBI's taxonomy places the organism in Eukaryota, Metazoa, Chordata, Amphibia, Anura, Bombinatoridae. Bases 243 to 578 code for a protein of 111 amino acids. Gene Ontology annotation, cellular component: membrane; EMC complex; endoplasmic reticulum. The record is from RefSeq and is a predicted model, not a curated record. Gene Ontology annotation, biological process: protein folding in endoplasmic reticulum; autophagosome assembly. The transcript is spliced from 2 exons.
CUGGCAAUAUGGCAGUCACGUCGUACUGUACACAAUUCUCGCGCUACUUCCGGGGUGUGCUAAAACUUGGAUAGAUGAAAGGUUACUUCCUGUCUUCUUCUAGCAAAGAUGGCGGAGUGCGUUUUAUAGACCUGCUCUGUCACUUGAUGUAGGGACCAAGCGAUAAAUCUUCCCAUAUUCAGUCUUGUCUCGCUGAACAGUAUCUGCUCUGGAGUUCCUCCCAAAAACCUAAUUUUACAGCAAUGGCGGCAGCUCUGGCUAUGAAGAGAGAAGGUCCUCAGUUCAUAAGUGAAGCUGCAGUGCGAGGGAAUGCAGCAGUUCUGGACUAUUGCAGAACGUCCGUGUCUGCCCUGUCUGGAGCUACAGCUGGAAUACUUGGCUUAACAGCCCUGUAUGGUUUCAUAUUUUAUUUCCUCGCCUCAUUCCUCCUCUCUUUGCUCUUGGUAUUAAAGUCUGGACGAAGAUGGAACAAAUAUUUUAAAACCAGACGGCCACUGUUUACGGGCGGUCUUAUAGGAGGCCUUUUUACGUAUGUCCUCUUCUGGACCUUCCUGUAUGGCAUGGUGCACGUUUAUUGAAAUGUCAUGCGUGAUAUGGUUUCUCAGAAACAUUCUUUUUAAUGGGAUGCAAAGACUUAUGCCCAAUAAAUUGAUUAGUCAGGCCUAGUUUUUAAUUUGAGAAAUAACUGAUUGGUUUCUGUUAGUAACUUAUGUUGACUGAAAUUCGGGAUGCUGUCUAUAAUUAAACAAAUUCAAAACCAAA